Bombyx mori (domestic silkworm) is the source of this 4546-nucleotide messenger RNA. RefSeq names its product nostrin (gene Nost). The transcript has 14 exons. Lineage: Eukaryota; Metazoa; Arthropoda; Insecta; Lepidoptera; Bombycidae. Bases 132 to 2255 code for a protein of 707 amino acids. The record is from RefSeq and is a predicted model, not a curated record. Gene Ontology annotation, cellular component: cytoplasm; plasma membrane. Gene Ontology annotation, molecular function: protein binding.
AAAACACUUGCAGAUAAAAACUUGUUAGUUCGGACGCAGACCGCUUUGUUCGCGAGCGAUUUUUUUUUUGUAAAUUUUGCAAAAAAAAGGAUGUUUGAUUAACCUUAGAUUCAGUGUAACGAUCGUCAAUUAUGGCUAAUCUUUUGAAAAGGACCUUCAGUGCUCUUAGCAAUAAAGAGGGGUCGCACAAAGACCACAGUCGAGAGCCGAGCAGAGAAUCAAGUGUUGAUAAUGUGUCGUCUAGCCGCGAGGACAUGAAUCGGGAGAACGUCUCCACGAAGAUAGCCGCCGGCAUGGACCGGUGGCAGAACACUCUCGAAGAUAUGAUCAACUUACGCUCCUCGCAUAAUCAAGUCUUCAAGGAUAACUAUUGGGCUCAGAAUGGUUUUGAUGAACUUCGUCGUUAUGUGAAACAAGGAAGCGACUUCAGCAAGGAGCUAGCUUCAAUAUUACAAGAAAGAGUCGAGGCGGAAAAUUAUUAUUCAAAAUGCUUGGCCAAGCUCAGCACCAAACUAAGCAAAGCGUGCAAAGAAAGUGUCGGCUCCUGCGCGGAAGCAUGGAAACAUGUCGCCUUAGAAAUGGAGAAACGUGCUGAAAUACACAGAAAUUACUCAAGUGGCCUAUCGGAUGAGCUAGUGAAACCAAUGAAACACGUAAUCGACAGUCAAUUGAAACUUAGGAAGAAGAUUGAAGGGAACGUGGAUAAGACUACACGGACCUUAUCCGAUUGGCGAACUGCUGAAGCCAAGUCCAAGAAACAGUCUCACGCCGCUGCGAGAGAGAACGAGAAGUUGCAAGACGCCUCUCUAGAGUUUAGUCGCAUUUCGCGCAGUUCAAGUGUGGGUCACAUUCCGCAUGCCCAUUCGAUUUUGACCGCGGCUAGAGCUGAACGCGUCACAACAACGUCAAAUGAAAGAGACGCAGCUAAACUCCAAGUGAAGAAACGGAAGACAGAGGAUGCUGUCAAGAAAACUGAAGUGGAUUAUUAUAACGUUUGUGUUCAAGCUGAAAGAGCCAGAUUGGAAUGGGAAACCAGCGUUAUGAAAGGAGCUGGUAUGCUGGAGUCUCUUGAGGAAGAGAGACUUUCACAGCUGAAGACUGCAGCCGAUUGCUACCUCAGAUUAACUUCUGCAGUACCUUCCCAAUUAGCUGAGGCCACGAACACACUGGUGAAUCCGAUUAAGAAUGCAAACGCAAAUGUUGACAUGAGGGUCGUGCGUGGAGUGCGAUCAGCCCCCGCAGGCGCGAGUGAACAACUCUUGCCUGAUUUCUACUGUGAACACACGACCUUAGCUAUGAAUCGGGAACGACGCAAACAGGCCAUUUUGAAAAUCCUACAGCUUGUCAAACAAGAUAUCGACAGAGAGCGCAAGUCGAAACAAGGACUAGAAAAGCUAUCGAUGGCCAUCAAACAAACACCGACAUUCGGAAACGAUGAUUCGCAGCAAAAUGUCGCAGAUAAACUUUAUCAUAUGAGAAGCAUGCUAACGUAUUUAGAAGCAAUUAGGUACAAAAUCACGGCGAGUCUAAACGAAUUAGACAAUAGAACCCCAGUGCAGCAUCCUCUAUCCACACACAUACAAGUGGUCAGGGAUAAGCAAGGCUUACAACAGAGCAUACUGAAGGUACCACCGUGGUUGCAAACUGAUUACCAGAACGAAGUAAAUAAAAACCUCCAACCUAACUACUCCGCGCUAACUAAAAGCGUUAACGGAGGUGAAGAAAGAGAAAGGCGGGAUUCGAUAAUGAGUAGAGCAUCUAGCAAGUUAAGGAUAGAACAUCUUUCAUUUAGAAGAAACACUGAGAACAAGAGUGCGCCGGCGACCCCCGUGAUGACUCCUAUAAGUGUCGAUUUACCGACGCCGACGCUGCUGGACGGCAAGGCGCAGAUGUUGGGGACCCCAGUCCCGCCUGAGAGUCCUUUAGAUUGGAGCGAACGUGGUGCCGGUGACGGUCUUUCGAAUCAACAUGACAGUGAUUUUGAUGAGUUUUCGUCACAAAGUGACAGCUCCACUGACUUGACUGAUAUGAUGAAGAAUGAGAACGGGGAUGGCGCAUCGCAGACUCCUUCCUUGGGGAAAUGCAGGGCAUUAUACACUUACGAAGCGAGACUGAAUGAUGAGCUCACGUUGUCUCCAGGAGACAUAAUAAAUAUCCACGAAAAACAGGAUGACGGCUGGUGGUCUGGCGAUCUCAACGGCUCCUACGGAAUCUUCCCUUCUUCGUAUGUCGAGGAAAUCAACUCAUGCAUUUGAGGACGUAGAUCAAUAAUUAGUCAAACUAGUAUUUUAAUUUGCAGAGGAGAGAGGCGUUCGUUUAUAAUAAAACAAUCAGAUACUUAAUUCCUGAUUAAAUUUACAAAUUAGAUCCAGAUAUAUCGAUCAUUAGUGUUCGCAGCCUAUUAAUAAAAACAAAUUAGCGAAGAUGUAUCCUUUUAAUUCAUAGUAUUGUUUUCUGGAAAUACAAUCGUGUAUCUAUAUAAUACCUAACUAGCCUGUGUAGGUAAUCAUGCAAACGUCAACGAAAUAAAAUAUUUACAUUGAAUCGUCAUAAAGUUUAUCAAAUUUCGAAAUUACUGAUCAGUAAUACAUUGUAUACAACUAACUCCUUUCGAAUAAAUUGAAAAAAAUUUUUUUAACAAAUCUGCAUGUUGUGAUAAAUAUAAUGCUAUAUAGUAAAUUAAUGUGAGAACUGAGGAUAAACUUAUUGAUACUUACUUAAUUUAUGUAGUAAGUCGUUUAUUUUUCUAAGUGAUAAAAACGUAAUAAUCAUGUACGUUCUGGAACAAAUAUGUAUGUGAUUUUCACGUAUUCAGUUAUUCGGAAUAAGUAUAUUUGCUUUUUGAAUGUUAUUUACAUUCAAAAACUUGUUUUGUUGGUUAUAUUAAUUAUUGAUUACAUAAAUCAAUAAGUGACUUUCAAAGCGAUGUCUUCCAUUCUUAAAAUCAUUCGUGAUUUAGUCAUCAAUCGACACCACGCUUUUUUAUUUUACAAAAGCAUUAAAUAUUGUUUUUUUUGUUUAUGAAUUACGUAUUAUGCAUGUCAUUAUUCUAAAACUAGAAAAGAUCUCGUUUUUCUCCAAACUUAGAGAGUAGCGGAUAUUUUUAGUAUAUUUUCGUUUAUAUGUAUUAUGUAAACGUUAGCAUUUCUUCAUACUAGUAUUAACUAGUAAUGUUAAGAAAACGAUAAUUUUACCAUUUCAAUUCAAAACAUUAAGUGGCUGUUAUAUUAUUCUUGAUGUUUCAAUUUUAUUACAAAUUGUAAAAAAAUAAAUAAAUAAAUAAAUAAGAAUUCGUUUAAAAGAUUUACCAUAACAUUAGUUUGAAGUUUCUUUCCAUAGGUACCUACUCCACGCAAGUAUGUGUAUUAUUUCACAGCAAAUAAUCUGUGCCUUAUUGUACCAAUGAAUCCCCGAAUAUAUUCGAAUAGUCUUUGAAGUUUCUAUCCAUUUCUAUAAACAUUGUUUAAGUAACAAACACCAACACAAAUAAGAUUUAAGUAUAAUAUUAUUACAGUUUAUAUUCAAAUAAUUUUAGAUGUGCCAAACAUCUAAACUUAUGGCGAAGAGAAAUUAGAUCGCACCACGAACACAGUACCGAGUCUAAAUUCACACGAUAUUCUCAUUUAUUUCAACGACAUUAAUACUGCAGCAACUUUGUGUAGUUUAUUGUAAUAUAUAUAGUUCUCUUUUGUCACUCGUGAGCUUUGAAGUCGACUGAGAUCUAAUUGAGGCAUGGACGAAUACGCGCAUUCAGAAUUUUGUCAUCAUCGCAGGCAGAUUGGUCCCUGAUUUUAAUUGCCCCCCUUCUUACCAGAGGCAUAGAAAUGUCAUUAUUUCCUUACCUUAUUUGUAUAAAAAUAUGACAUUCGACGCCACGUUCAGGUAACACAGUUAAAACUAGUCUCGUGGAAUAUGAAUGUGAAUUCCUUUAAUAGGUACGUGCUUCAGGUAAGUUUCGCUUUCAGUAGGGUGUAUGAGUUUUGGUAAUAACUUUAUACCGUAUGUAGGCCGUGAGAUUGUCUGCCAGUCAGAUCACCCAGAGAGAAAAGGGCCCUCUCUAUCUUUCUUUCUCUCUCUCUCGUCUUAUGCUCUUCAGACUCAAAAGUCGAACAUCGACUUCAAUGUUGGCACUCCAAUGUAUCACUCAACUCUUGCCGCAACGUAUCACUCAAUUCUUACCGCAAGCCCACGUUUAGCAAUAUUUAAUGUAACCCAUAUUAGUCCAUUAUAUCACUGUGAUUGUUGGUGUGUUAACAGAGACAUCUAUAUUUUUCGAAAUUACUCUUUAUCGAAAAUGAAAUUAAAUUUAUCAUUUUAUAUGGCGUCGUUUAGGAUCAUAAAAAAUAUGUAAUAUUUUCUUAAUUAUUUUUCUGAGAAUUAAUAAAGAUACGCUAAGGCAACAUAAUUUUAUUUCAUAAUUUAUUAGAUUUAUUAGAUUGUUUCACGAAACAAAUAUGAAUGUAAAAUAUUAGGUGUUACUAUAAAAAAAUAAAUGUACCAAAGUGUUGUUAAUUAUUAAAAAAUUAUAUUGUUCUGUAAUUUGGAA